CUCUGGUGUUUUUAUCUGGGCAGCACAAACUCUUCCUCCUUUUUUCUCCUCUUCACCGGCUUUCUCUCUCUCUCUCUCUCUCUCUCUCUCUCUCUCUCUCUCUCUCUCUCUCUCUCUCUCUUUCUUCUAUGUGUCUCUCUCCUUCUCUCUCUCCCUCUCACUAGCCCACUCUGAGGUCAGAGUGGAGGGUUUUUCUACCGAGGUAACCCAGAGCAGUCCCCUUGGCGACGGGGAGACCUGGGUUUAAAGAGGCUGGUCAUCGUAAGGUGGGCGGGGGGAGAGGAGGGGGUUCCCUAUCCGUGAGUGUGUUUGUUUGGAUGUGUGUGUGGUGUGUGGUGUGGUGUGGUGCGGUGCGUUUCUUCGGCUGCAGCGUGAGGGGCAGCAGAUAGCAGGAGAAGUGGGACAGUGCGGACGGAGGAGAACAAUGCCCAGUCUAAGUGUGGGAGGAGGACCACUCGACACGGACAUCUUCAACAUGGACCAACAUGGAGAUGACAGGAGGCACAACGGUAACAUUGGAAAGAACUUUAUGUGCCGACUGCAGUGCAUGUUCUCACACACGUCAAGCUCCGAGAGCAGGCUAAGUUUAGAGGAUACCCAACAAUGGUCACAGUCACUGGAAAGGCUCCUGGAAUCUAAAUAUGGGCUGGCUACUUUCCGAACUUUCCUCAAAUCGGAAUUCAGUGACGAGAAUAUUGAGUUUUGGCUCACCUGCGAAGACUACAAAAAGAUCAAGUCUUCCUUCCGAAUGUCUUCUAGGGCCAAGAAGAUCUACGAGCAGUUCAUCAGAGCGGAAUCUCCCAAGGAGAUCAACAUCGACCACCACACCCGGGAGCAGAUCAAGAGGAGCGUCAAGGCUCCCACGUUGUAUUGCUUUGAUGACGCCCAGAAGAUUGUGUACGGACUGAUGGAGAGGGACUCCUACCCACGUUUCCUCCGCUCAGACUUUUAUAAAACGCUCCUGGAGAACCUUACUGCCGACGCCACCGCCAAGGUGUGAUACAACGGCAACAAGGAGGAGGUGGA
Gadus chalcogrammus (walleye pollock) is the source of this 1026-nucleotide messenger RNA. Its product is annotated as regulator of G-protein signaling 13-like. NCBI's taxonomy places the organism in Eukaryota, Metazoa, Chordata, Actinopteri, Gadiformes, Gadidae. The transcript is spliced from 5 exons. The coding region runs from base 425 to 1000 and encodes 191 amino acids. The record is from RefSeq and is a predicted model, not a curated record.